AUGCAGUCCCUGUGUGCGAUCCUUUCCGACACAGGCCAUACCCGUGAGGCCGACUCACUCACAGAAGUCCUGGCAUUAUGCCUCCUUGAGACGGAUUUUGGUGGACUUGGUCUGAACCUUGAGAUGGCGCUAACAGAAAAAGACGAGACUGAAAUUCUCUUUCUCGUUGGGGCCUGGAUGGAAUCUCUCAAUUCAGCAGACAGGUCUAAACUCUCCUGGCCGCAACUGUCAUCUCGGCCAGAGGGUAGAAGGGGAAUGACCUUGAGCGAGAAAAUAUUUGCCAGCCAUGACAUUGCACGAAGGGGGUUUGUGAAGCCUGGUGACUUAAUCAGAGUUGAUGUUGACUGGGUCAUGGCAUCUGAAGCGUCUUGGGCUGGUAUGGAGCGGACGUAUCAGAACCUUGGAAGCCCUGGAAUCUUUCGAAAUGAUCGGUUUUGGCUUGCUGGGGACCACGUGGUGGACCCGCGAGUCAAUGAGAUGCCCCAGGUCAAACACCUGAUUAACGCUAGUGAGAGAGCGAAGCAUGUUUUUAAAAUGACAGAUUAUCAAGGCAUGAAUUACACAAUCAUGCACACCGAAUUCUUCCGUGAGCGAGCCCAACCUGGCAUGCUGAUAAUUGGCUCUGAUUCCCAUACUUGCUCAUCCGGCGCACUUGGCUGUCUCGCCAUUGGAUUGGGAGCUGCCGAUGUGACCAUGCCUCUGGUGACCGGCGAGACUUGGUUCAAAGUUCCCGAAAGCGUGAACAUCCGUCUGAUCAACUCUCCGCCUAACGGAAUUGGAGGGAAGGACACCAUCCUUUACAUUUUAAAGGAGUUAAAGCGAAACACUGUCGCAGCUGAAAAAGUUGUGGAGUUCACUGGUCCAGGAGUUCAAAGCUUAUCUUGUGAUGCUCGAUUUGCGAUCGCCAACAUGACGACGGAGUUCGGUGGCAUUACAGGGAUUUUCGUUCCAGAUCAGGUCACUUCAGACUUUGUCAACCGACGGAAGUCUCCACGCCACAAAAAGGACUUAAAAUAUUACCACCCUGAUGAAGACGCAGUAUAUUCGGGAACUUACGAGAUUGACUUGGCCAAGGUCGAACCCUUUGUCGCUCUUUACCCUUGCCCAGAUGACGUUGUUCCAGUGAGCAAAAUCGCAGGAACACAGCUGGAUGGUUGCUUCAUCGGUGCAUGCACUACUACCGAGGAAGACCUUAUUCUAGGAGCAUUGAUACUGGAACAAGGCCUCAAAAAUGGUAUGAAGCCUACCAAGUCAGGGAAGCGUAAAGUCGUGCCAGGGAGUAUGCCUAUUCUCAACAAACUGCGAGAGACUGGUAUGCUCGAAAUAUAUGAGGCUGCGGGAUUUGAGAUCGGAAUACCUGGAUGUAGCUACUGUGUGGGCAUGUCCGCGGAUCGUGCUGGGCCAGGCGAGGUUUGGCUCUCCUCCCAAAAUCGAAACUUUGAGAAUCGAAUGGGAAAAGGAUCAUUUGGGAACCUAGCCUCAGCAAUCACGGUAGCAGCAUCGUCCUUUGAGAUGAAAGUCUUUGAUCCACGGCCACUUCUCAAGUCUAUCGAGCUCGACAGGCUUGAUAAGAUUAUUGGACAUGCAAAAAAGCCUCCUCGCGUUGGGGAGAGUAUGACUUAUAUUGAGCCUGGUGGUCCAUGCGUAUCUCUUACUGGUAAACAUGAGAUCAAACAGCAGACCAGUCAAAAUGCCGAAGGCAGAGCUUCCUUAGCCAAUUCGGAAAGAAAUAAAGUCAGAAGAGGAAAGAUCCAGCGGCUGGGAGACUUUAUUGACACUGAUGCUCUUGCCCCAGCGGAGUUCUUGGUUUCCUCCAGGACCUCCGAGGCCAUAGGAUCGCAUUGCCUUGAAUUCACUCACCCCGAGUUCCGGGCGAGAGCGAAAGAGGGAUAUAACAUUGUGGUUGCAGGUGAUGCCUUUGGCUGUGGUUCUUCAAGAGAGCAGGCAGUAUCAGCCCUCAUGGGCUGCGGAGUGAUCUGCGUGAUUGCCAAAUCUUUUGCUUUUAUUUACGCACGUAACCAGGCCAACUUGGGGCUCCUGGGGGUUACCAUAAAAGAUGAUUCGUUCUACGCUGUUGCUCUGGAUGGUACCGAGAUCACGAUAGAUCUUGGAUCGCGAGUCAUAUUUGUGGGACGAAACGAGUAUCCUUUUACGCUGAGUCAAAUGGAGGAAGAGCUCAUUUCAAGCGGCGGAAUCACAGCUGCUUUUCAACGUUUUGGGAAGAGUUUGUUUGAUGUUAUGUGCUCGGCAAAGCCUAGCCCGGAGCAUACAGCGAACCUGGAUCUUGAUGGGGAGGAGGCAAGGGCACCUCAAUCCUCGCUGCAAUGGUGA
Molecule: messenger RNA, 2331 nt
Organism: Penicillium bovifimosum
Lineage: Eukaryota; Fungi; Ascomycota; Eurotiomycetes; Eurotiales; Aspergillaceae
Gene: acoC
Exons: 6
Coding region: 1-2331 (776 amino acids)
Molecular function (GO): hydro-lyase activity
Source: RefSeq, a predicted model, not a curated record